This is a messenger RNA of Trichobilharzia regenti, 681 nucleotides long. Lineage: Eukaryota; Metazoa; Platyhelminthes; Trematoda; Strigeidida; Schistosomatidae. The record is from the annotation of a GenBank genome assembly.
GUGAAUGCUUAUUGGUUCCUUACGUAGACUGAAUUCAUAUCAAAUAGUCACCAUACCCUCCUUUAUUAUAUCGAAUCGGUUCAAGCCAGCAUGGAAGAAGACAAAGAAGAAAGGAAGCUUAUUUUCAACAACAACAACAGAUGAACCAUCAGAACCUGAACCACCACAACACUAUUACUGCUGUGAAUCUGGAUGUGCUAAUUGUGUAUGGAUAGACUAUGCUGAACGUUUAUUUGAAUAUCAUAUGAAGAGAAUUCAAAACCAGAGGUCCUCUAAUAUUAUGGAUAAAAACGAAGACGAAAGAAAUGUUAAGUGAAUUAGUUAACAGACUACGAAAUGAAAUAAAUCAAGUAGAAGAUUGUAGUGUACGAGCAUUUCUACUCACUGAAAUAGCAAUUAAACGAGAAGAGAUAUUGAAAUCUUUACAAAAAGAUGCUUGAUUAAUUAUAAACUCUGCUUUGUACUUACCUAGCACCCCUUAACUUUAUUGUGCUGUGAUUUCAAAGGUUUAGUAAAAUAUAGUAUAUAUAAUAAAAAUUACACUGUGCAUAAUUAUUUAAUUAUCACAAAUUUGGAAGCAUUAAUUAUUUGAAGUUAAUUGGUGAUGGUGACUAGCAGUGGAAUACAGCCAAGAUGCGUAUUUCGUCCUAUUUUGGACUCGUCAACUGGAUGUACUUGCAC